Phoenix dactylifera (date palm) is the source of this 2275-nucleotide messenger RNA. RefSeq names its product protein CLAVATA3 INSENSITIVE RECEPTOR KINASE 2. The record is from RefSeq and is a predicted model, not a curated record. Gene Ontology annotation, molecular function: protein kinase activity; ATP binding; protein binding. Lineage: Eukaryota; Viridiplantae; Streptophyta; Magnoliopsida; Arecales; Arecaceae. Gene Ontology annotation, biological process: protein phosphorylation.
CCCUUCUUUAUCCCCAUGUUAUGCCCUCAUCAUGGACCACGCCCCCCAUCACCAUCAUCACAGCCGUCCAGUGUACAUAAUAGGUGUACCUCAUCAUCAUCGGACGUCAUUCCCAUCACCAUCAUUGAACCCACGCUUUCUCUCUCCUCGGCUAUAACAAACACCCAAAAGCUUCCAUGUCUGCUCUCUUCUCUCUAUCUCCCUGCUGCUCUAAUGGCUCCUUCUACGCUCUGGUUCCUCUUAGAACUCCAUGUCUUCUUGCUUUUCUUCGCCUCCUUCUCUCUCUCCUUCGAGCCCGUCAACAUGGAAGUGGAGGCUUUGAUAGCUAUCAGAAGAAGUUUGAACGAUCCGCAUGGGGCUUUGAACAACUGGGAUGAAUACUCUGUGGAUCCUUGUAGCUGGGCUAUGAUCACCUGUUCUUCUGAGAAUCUUGUUAUUGGCCUCGGAGCGCCGAGCCAAGGCCUAUCAGGAACGCUCUCUGGGAGGAUUGGGAACCUUACCAAUCUUCAGCAAGUGUUACUUCAGAACAACAACCUAACAGGGGAACUCCCGGCCGAGCUCGGACAGCUCCGAAAGCUCCAGACGCUGGAUCUCUCGAACAACCACUUCUCCGGAAAGGUGCCCGGAUCUUUGGGUCGCCUUGCUCUCCUUCGAUAUCUGAGACUAAACAACAACAGCCUGUCGGGAGCCUUCCCUGUGUCGCUAUCAAGGAUCCCUCAGCUCUCGUUCCUGGAUUUGUCUUACAAUAACCUCAGCGGACGACCGGUUUCCCUGUUCCCCGCCAGAACAUUCAAUGUAGUGGGGAAUCCUCUGAUAUGUGGAAGUGGAAGCAUAGAAGAGUGCUCGAGAACACCAACCGCUGUUCCUCUUCCCUUCCUCUUGGAGUCUUCUCGAAAGAGAUCAAAGGCCCAGAAACUAGCCGUUGCCAUUGGCACCAGCUUCGGCGCCUCCUCCUUCCUUCUCUGCAUCUUCCUCCUUCUCUGGUGGCGGAAGACGAAGAAAGACCGCUCCAACCUCGGCCUCAAGGAGAGGGAGGGGGAGGGGGCGGUGGUGGUGGGGCUGGGGAAUCUCCGACUGUUCGGGCUGAGGGAGCUCCAGGCGGCGACUGAGAAUUUCAGCGGGCGGAAUCUAUUGGGGAAGGGGGGCUUUGGGCACGUGUACCGGGGGCGGCUCGCCGACGGCACCAUGGUGGCGGUGAAGCGGCUGAACGACGCCGGCGCAGCGGGGGAGACCCAGUUCCGGACGGAGGUGGAGAUGAUCAGCCUCGCCGUCCACCGCAACCUUCUCCGCCUCCUCGGCUACUGCGCCACCGCCGCCGGCGAGCGCCUUCUCGUCUACCCCUUCAUGCCCAACGGCAGCGUCGCCUCCCGUCUCCGGGGUAAACCGCCGCUGGAGUGGAACACGAGGAAACGGAUAGCCCUGGGAGCAGCGAGGGGUCUGCUGUACCUGCACGAGCAAUGCGACCCAAAGAUAAUCCACCGGGAUGUGAAGGCGGCCAACGUUCUCCUCGACGACUGCUGCGAAGCGGUGGUCGGCGACUUUGGCCUCGCCAAGCUUCUCGACCAUGGAGACUCCCAUGUCACCACCGCCGUCCGUGGCACCGUCGGCCACAUCGCUCCAGAGUACCUCUCCACCGGCCAGUCGUCCGACAAGACUGACGUCUUUGGCUUCGGCAUCCUCCUCCUCGAGCUUGUCACCGGACAGCGUGCCCUUGAGUUUGGCAAGGGGCCUAACCAGAAAGGCGCCAUGCUCGACUGGGUGAGGAAGGUGCAUCAGGAGAAGAAGCUAGAUUUACUGGUGGAUCGAGACUUGGGAAGCAACUACGACCGGAUAGAGGUGGGGGAGAUGGUCCUGGUGGCCCUCCUAUGCACCCAAUUCCUCCCCUCUCACCGUCCGAAGAUGUCGGAGGUGCUAAGGAUGCUCGAAGGUGACGGGCUUGCCGACAAGUGGGAAGCUUCCAAUACGCUCCCAAUGCAUCAUGACGCUCCCGGCGCACACCAUCAAAGUGACUCUAAUGCAUUGUUUGUAAUGAACAGCGAUGACAAUGGUGGCAGUAGUGAUGAUGAUGAUGAUGAUGAUAACCAUUCCCUGGAUGUAGUAGAAGAAAUGGAGCUAUCUGGUCCUAGGUAAAAAUGCUCAUUAGGAUAGGAGAAGUUGGCAUUUAACAACAUAGUUUCUGUAUUACAAGAAAAAUUCCUUUGCACCCUGUCUGAGUUGUUGGUUCGCUCUUUUCUAACAUCAGGAAAAGAUGUAAAGAAGUACAGAUAUUUUACAG